Molecule: messenger RNA, 4371 nt
Organism: Halteromyces radiatus
Lineage: Eukaryota; Fungi; Mucoromycota; Mucoromycetes; Mucorales; Cunninghamellaceae
Exons: 6
Coding region: 43-4299 (1418 amino acids)
Biological process (GO): protein phosphorylation
Molecular function (GO): ATP binding; protein kinase activity
Source: RefSeq, a predicted model, not a curated record
UUUUUUUUCUCUUUUCUCUUUUCUCUUUUCUUUUUAUUCUUUAUGGAAGAAACAAAAAAAGUACAUUGGUCUUCAACUGAAAACGAUUCUACUAGUUUCCCUUCUAACGCGUUUUCAAAACCAAUGUCUACUAUUCCUAUUACUUCAACUUCAACUACUUAUAACUCAUUCACUACUUUUGAUCAACGUUUUAUGCCUACUUCAAUACAAGACUCUUCUAAUGAUGAAGAUGAAGAAACUGAUAGUGACCUUUUUCCUGAUGAAAUAGACGAUGAUGAGGAAGAAGACGAAUAUGAAGAAGACGAAUAUGAAACAAAUAAUCAAGUUUAUUUUGGAACUACCAACUCACCAUCACCUUCUAAUACUAAUACUAAUAAUAAUAACAACAACCAUAAUAACGACAAUGUGUAUACCAUUUCACCUGAAACAGCAUAUGAAAGAAGAGAAUGGCAACAAAUGCUUCAGUCAGUCUUAAGAGGUGAAGUGAUUAAAAGUGAAAAGAAACGAUUACUCAGUACAGACGUCUUUCAACAAAAAAAUUCAAUUCAAGAAAUUUGGUUAUCUUUACGGGCUCUUUUACGUGGAAGAACUAUUACUGAUGAACUCAAGUUUUUAGAAGAAAGUCGACAAUCUAUUGAUGAAGUGGUAGAUACUAUUAUGCAAUUUCGUGUGGAUCCAAAUGCCGAUGACCCCGCUCUUAUUCAAGUUGCUGAAGUUUUGAAAAAUGUGGACCGUGUGGAAUCCUUGUAUGCUACUCGUGCUGAAAUGAUAAGAGCUCAUCCAAAUUAUGAUGCUAAGCCCUUUCAAGUACGUCUGGAUGCUCUUAACGCUUGGUGUACCGUUACUCGAAGCUUACACAUGCAAUUCAAGAUUUUACGAAAUUGGACUGGAUCAGAUGAUCUUCAAAUAUCUCCCAAUCGCAACUUGGAUACUUCUUCUUCUAAUCAACAACAUGAACAACAAGAUCAUCAUCAUCAACAACAACUUGAUCAUCAACGACAUUUACUCCAUCAUUAUCAUCAUCAUCAUUAUCAUCAUUAUCAUCAUUCUCAAUCAAAUUCAGAACCUAAUACAUCAUAUUCAUCCAUUCAUUCAUCAUCAAACACAUCUUCACCAAAUCAACCUAAAAUCACCAAUCAUCGAGAUUUUUCAUUUGUGGAACGCAUCCUUCGUGAAUCAGCUCUUCAAGAUACUUUUGAUAAACGUACAUUAUCAGCUCUCAACUCAUUAUUAUUGAAAUCAAAACAAACUAUGAUAUCCAACAAUACAUUAUUUCAAGAAAUGAAUUUACCUCCUUUUUUUGGUGAAUUACAACAUUUGGCCCAUUUUCCUGCAAGACUGGUGGAAGAAGCACUGAAGAUUCGACUGGAAACAAAAGAUCGCAUUAUUGAUCCACCAAAGCAAAUGGUGGAUGCCAUGUUAGAAGAUUGUCGUGGUUUACUUUCCUUAGCCAAUCGUGUGAAACAACAGUAUCAAGAAUUGGCGCAUCCGGCUCCAGGUUGGGUAUUGACUGUUGAUGAAAAUUUGACAAAGAAUUAUGAUAGCGUGGUAAUGGAAUCUGUCAACUUUUACUUUCGUUUGAUCACUUGGAAACUUGAUUAUGAAAAAGAAAACAGUCUACGUGAAUGUGAAGUCUUGGAAAAAGAAUGGGAAUUCUUACAAUCUACAGUUUGUCGAAAUUCGGAUGAUGCUUAUUAUGAAUGUACAGAACAGUUCUGUGGUCUUACUAUUCGCCAGUUACAAGAUGUGAUGAAUGAUCUAAGUAUUAUUACUGAAAUGGAAAACAAUAAUGAUGAUGUGGAUUUGGAGACACGAUAUACAAAGUUAUUACAUACAAUGCGAAUGCGUGCUAGAAAGCUUCUUCAGUUUGCGAAGUUCUUCAUUACUAAACUGGAAAAUGCAUCAGAAUAUUCUUUCAAUCCAGAAAGUCUCGAUAUGGUGAUCAAAUAUCUCGAAAUGACUGGCCACUUUUUUGUCCGAACCAAUUCAUUUGAAGAAGAUCGUAUUUACUUGAUUGCCUCACCAUCUCUCUACAAUCGAUUGGAAAUGAUUCCUCAAUUAGCACAAAGUGGUUUCUCAGCACCAAAAGAAGAAGAACAUCCUAGUACUCCAAGUAUUCACGGCGGACAUCCUUCUCAUUAUUUUACUCAACACGAUGAUCAAGAUCCUCAUCAUCAACUGUACGAUUAUGUUUUAUUUAUUGCACCUUGGCAAAGCUUUUAUUGGCCUGGUGAUGUAGUGGAUCAAGAUGUACCGCCUGUGAAUAUUCAACUGAAACCUAGACGUAUUCGAUUGGUAACCAAUGUAGCAAGAAAUCUCAAGGCAAUCAAAUCACAUUUUUGGACAUCUGUCAAACAUGCUGGUAUGGGUGUGGUACGAGAACAAAGAUCUCAUGCCCCCAAGGUACAUAAAGAUUUACGACGACUGAAGGCUACUAUCUACAAGUUGACAGAAACAAUUAUGACCAGUGUUUAUACUAUUCGUGAUCAGACACUCAGCUCGGGGUGUCAUGAGCUUGUGGAAGAAUGUUUUAGUUUUGCCAGUGAUUUUGGAAUACGUGUGGCCAAAUUGUUUGACGCUAGACAUCGACUCCCAUUGGACUUGAAAUUGACACAGUUGGCUAUUCAAUGGAUUUGUUUUAUUACAGAUGAUUGUACACCUACGGACAGACGCACAUUCAGGUGGGCAGUGGCAGCAUUGGAAUUUGGACAAGUGAUGACGAAAGGAACGAACAUGUUGGCACUUGGUGAUGCAGAUUUCUCAAUGCUACAAAGCAAAGUGGCUAGAUGUAUUGCUUUACUUAUCUCUCAUUUUGAUGUUUUGGGUACACGAUGGACAUUUGAAGCACAACAAAAGGAAGAACAACGAAAACGUGGGAUUACAGCAAGACGCAACUCUUAUAUUACUAGUACGAACAAUACGGACGACAGUAGUCAUCGAUCUCAUCUUCGACAUGGUGGAAGACGUGGACGUGCAGAAACAAGCAAAGAUGUGGCAGGUGCAGAUGUGGGGAAUGAAGCCGCAGUGGCAGCAGCUCAUCGUUAUAUUCGGGAUGCAUGGAUGCGGGAUAUCAAUCAAUUGGAAUCAGAACGGAACAAGAAUGAACAAGAAUUGAAAAUUGUUGGUAAAGUAUUGGACGAUCAGAAACCAGAAGAUCAAUCCUUGGUAUUUUUGGCCCCUUCUUCCUCUAAUAUUUCUUUCCGUUGGCAACAAGGUCGAUACAUUGGCGCUGGCACCUUUGGUUCGGUCUAUCUAGCUAUCAAUCUCGACACUUCAAGUAUCAUGGCCGUCAAGGAAAUCAGAUUCCCGGAUUCAAGUGCUUUAUCUGCUUUACACAAGGCAAUCAAAGAAGAAAUGAAGGUCAUGGAAAUGUUACAUCAUAGAAAUAUUGUACAAUAUUAUGGCAUGGAAGUGCAUAGGGAAAAAGUUAAUAUCUUUAUGGAAUAUUGUGAAAAUGGUAGUCUAGGAUCUCUUUUGGAAGUAGGUGGACGAAUUGAAGCUGAAUAUUAUAUCGUAGAUUAUGCCUAUCAAUUACUCAGUGGACUUGCUUAUCUACAUGAUAAUAAUAUUGUACAUCGAGAUAUCAAACCUGACAAUAUAUUGAUUGAUCAUCAAGGACAAUUAAAAUUGACUGAUUUUGGUGCUUCAAAAAUCAUUGCUCAUGGACAGAAAACAUUAGGACCAUCUACUCUAAAGGUAGCAAAUAGUUUGGCAGGGACUCCCAUGUAUAUGUCUCCGGAAGUGAUUACAGGUGGUGAUGUAGGCAGGAAAGGAUCUAUGGAUAUUUGGUCUCUUGGAUGUUGUAUUGUACAAAUGGCCACUGGUAGACGUCCUUGGAGUACACUUGACAAUGAAUGGUCUGUGAUGUUUCACGUGGUGACUGGGCAUCCUCCUCUACCUGAUCCUUCACAAAUGUCCAGUUCUGGUAUCUCUUUUCUCAAACAAUGUUUUACGCGAAAUCCAAAGGAUCGACCUUCAGCUCAUGAACUCUUAAAUCAUCCAUGGAUUACCAACUACUUAGAACGCGGUAUUAUUGCAGAUGAUCAUGAUGAAGAUGCGACAAUCCCAUCUUCACCACCACCAUCUCCAAACUAUGAUGAUAGCGAUAACACAGCUGUUAAUCAAGGAAUCCUACCUUCUUUACCCACCCCAUCCUCUUCAGCAACACAACAACCUUCUGCAUCAUCAACAGUAAAGACAAGCACGCUUGGAUUGGAAAACCUGGAUUUGACACAUGAUAGUGAAGCCUUGCGUAGUUAUUUCAAAGGAUUGGCGGACAAUCAAGACGAACAAACAUGAUCCAACCAUUUACUUUAUUUUAGUUUUAUAUCUUUUUUUUUUUUUUUGUUAUUAUUAUUAUUAUUAUUUUAC